GAGAAGGAAGAUGAUGUAUCAGCAAGAAAAUCAGGCUGGCGCCUCUCAUGGAUAAAAGACAUAGCAUUGAUCAGACCAGCUAAAAAUAAUAGUUCAUGAUCUCUAAUGAAAAUGGAUAUUUGUUAUUCUUCACAUGAUCCAUACCCUCAAUUGUAAAAUCUCUUUUUCUUUGUCUUUCUCUCCCUAUGUAUAUAUUAUCAGUUAUCUGUCCCACAUGAUCAUGAACAGACAACUCAUACAGCCUAAUCACACUGGAAAACCCCAAUCAGAAAAUAGAGAAAAGAAAGACCAACUUCAUGAUAAACUUAGAAAAAACCACUUCUGCAUUUUCAGAUUUUCUUGUCCACCCGAAAAAAAGAAAGAAAACCCUUCAUUCUUCAUUUCAUUUUUCUAUACAAAAGCUCCAGAAUCUCUUACCUCACCAAGUCACAACUGAACCUUAAAAAACUGUUCUCCCUUUUCCUCACUCACCCUUCUUAUAAUCCCAAAAACCUCGAUCCGAAAAUGUCUGCUUUCAUGAUGAGCAUCACUCCAGGCAUACCCUCCUCUUCUUCUUCUUCUUCACAGUCACAAACAGUCACUUCUGCACCAGCGCCCACGUCACUUCCCGUCCGUACGAUCCCGGGGGCGUACGGCUGGCCGUUGCUGGGCCCAAUCUCCGACAGGUUGGACUACUUCUGGUUCCAGGGACCGGAGACGUUCUUUAAGAAAAGAACUGAGAAGUACAAGAGUACGGUGUUCCGUACCAAUGUCCCUCCGACUUUCCCGCUGUUUUUGGGUGUUAACCCCAACGUGGUGGCCGUGCUGGACUGCAAGUCGUUCUCGCACCUCUUCGACAUGGACCUCGUCGAUAAGAAGAACUGUCUCGUCGGAGACUUCAUGCCUAGUGUUAAGUUCACCGGUGACCUCAGGACCUGUGCUUACCUUGAUACCUCUGAACCCAAACACGCCCAGAUCAAGAACUUCGCCAUGGACAUCUUGAAACAAAGCUCCAAGGUAUGGGUACCUGAGCUCACUGCCAACCUUUGUACACUGUGGGACACGAUAGAUGCAGAUGUCACCAAGGACGGGAGCGCUAGCUAUUUGAUCCCACUCCAGAAGUGCAUGUUCAAGUUCCUCACAAAAUGCUUGGUUGGAGCUGACGUUUCAAACUCACCUAAAAUAGCUGAGUCUGGCUACGCUAUGCUCGACCGCUGGCUUGCCCUCCAGCUUCUCCCCACUGUGAAGAUCGGUGUGCUUCAGCCUCUUGAGGAGAUUUUUCUUCAUUCCUUUGCAUACCCAUCUUUUCUUGUGAGUGGAGACUACAACAAGCUUUACAAGUUUAUAGAAGAACAUGGUAAAGAAGUAGUAAACAGAGGUCAAACAGAGUUCGGACUAAGUAAAGAAGAAGUCAUUCACAACCUUCUGUUUGUGCUCGGCUUCAACGCAUUUGGUGGUUUCUCAGUGUUCUUUCCGAGUUUAGUAAAUGCAAUAGCCAGUGACACCACUGGUUUGCAACAAAGAAUAGUCAAAGAAGUCCGGGAAAAUGCCGGUUCAACUCUGAGUUUUGAAUCGGUAAAAGACUUGCCACUGGUUCAGUCUGUGGUGUAUGAAACACUCCGGCUCAACCCCCCAGUUCCUCUCCAAUUCGCCAGGGCCAGAAAGGACUUCCAACUCAGUUCGCACGACUCGGCCUUCGACAUCAAGAAGGGAGAGUUGCUUUGUGGGUUUCAAAAACAGGUCAUGAGGGACGAGAAUAUAUUUGAUGAUCCGGAGACUUUUAAACCGGACAGGUUCCUGGAGAACAAAGAGCUACUAAACCAUUUGUACUGGUCCAAUGGACCGCAAACCGGUUCACCCAGCACCUCAAACAAACAGUGCGCCGGCAAGGAUAUAGUAACCCUCACUGCUUGUUUGUUUGUUGCUCAUGUAUUUCAAAGAUACGACUCAAUCACCGGAACUUCUUCCUCGAUCACAGCCGUUGAGAAGGCCAAGCAGAAAGCAGUGUGAUCACAGUCCAAGCAGAAAGCAGUGUGAUCACAGUCCCUUCAAAUAAUGAAAGUGAACAUUAUUCAAAUUUAUGGGAUUCGUUUGUGUUUGUAAAUUUUCUGAGUCUAGAUGGGGGUUGUAGUCAAUUGAAGAGGGAGGGGAAAGGGCCAUAAUGGGGGUGCCCAGAUUCCAUAAAUAAAAAUGAACUUGUUCUG
Fragaria vesca subsp. vesca is the source of this 2183-nucleotide messenger RNA. RefSeq names its product allene oxide synthase, chloroplastic-like. Bases 505 to 1989 code for a protein of 494 amino acids. Gene Ontology annotation, biological process: sterol metabolic process. Lineage: Eukaryota; Viridiplantae; Streptophyta; Magnoliopsida; Rosales; Rosaceae. The transcript is spliced from 3 exons. The record is from RefSeq and is a predicted model, not a curated record. Gene Ontology annotation, molecular function: monooxygenase activity; iron ion binding; heme binding.